This is a messenger RNA of Elgaria multicarinata webbii, 1258 nucleotides long. It is a transcript of the gene GALM, whose product is annotated as galactose mutarotase. Lineage: Eukaryota; Metazoa; Chordata; Lepidosauria; Squamata; Anguidae. The transcript has 8 exons. The coding region runs from base 117 to 1145 and encodes 342 amino acids. The record is from RefSeq and is a predicted model, not a curated record. Gene Ontology annotation, biological process: beta-D-galactose catabolic process via UDP-galactose, Leloir pathway; glucose metabolic process. Gene Ontology annotation, molecular function: aldose 1-epimerase activity; carbohydrate binding.
UGUCCUUGCAUCCUCUGAGUGAGUUUCAGGCUCGUAAAUUAAUUGUUGCUAAAUAAACGCUGUAACCCUAUGCACAGUUACUAAGGAACAAGAGUUUCUAGUUCAGGGGGAAAGCCAUGACAGAAGUGAAAAGGGAAAACUUUGGCGAAUGGCCCCAUGGAGGAGGGACUGUGGAGAAAUUCCUGCUCAAAUCUGACACAGUUAAAGUGGAAAUCAUAUCCUUAGGCUGCAUAAUCACCUCCUUGGAGACUAAAGGCAGAGAUGGAAAGUUCUCAGACGUUGUUCUGGGCUUUGACCAUUUGGAAGGGUACAUCAACAAGCACCCCUAUUUUGGAGCUGUUGUUGGACGAGUUGCUAAUAGAAUUGCCAAAGGGAAAUUUGUGGUGGAAGGACAGGAGUACCAGUUGGCCAUCAACAACGGACCCAACAGUUUGCAUGGAGGAAUAAAAGGUUUUGACAAGGUUAUCUGGGCCCCUGAAGUAUUGCCAGAUGGUGUAUGUUUUUUCAGAGUAAGUCCUGAUCUUGAAGAGGGAUACCCUGGUGAGCUGAAAGUGUGGGUGACAUAUACUCUAAAGGAUGGAGAGCUAAGGAUAAAUUACCGAGCCCAAAGCAGUAAGACCACUCCGGUCAAUCUGACAAAUCAUGCAUACUUCAAUCUUGCAGGUCAGGGGUCACCCAAUAUCUAUGAUCAUGAAUUUAUCAUAAAAGCAGAUUCUUACCUGCCGGUGGAUGAAACUCAAAUCCCCACAGGAGAGAUCUCUUCAGUGCAAGGCACAGCCUUUGAUCUGAGAAAGCCGGUGGGGCUUGGAAGACACCUACAGGAGUUUCAGCUCAGUGGCUUUGAUCACAACUUUUGUCUGACACAAUCCAAAGAAACAAGCUUCUGUGCAAGAGCUUAUCAUCCCCCUAGUGGCAGGAUAAUUGAGGUUUACACAACUCAGCCUGGGAUUCAAUUUUACACUGGAAAUUUCUUAGAUGACACUCUAAAGGGCAAAGGCGGCCAUAUAUAUCCCAAGCAUUCUGGCUUCUGUCUUGAAACACAGAACUGGCCAGAUGCAGUGAAUCAGCCUACUUUCCCAGAUGCUUUGCUGCACCCAGGAGAGGAGUACAACACCACAACAUGCUUCAAGUUCUCCGUAUCUUAAAAGGAAGUCCUGUAGCAAGACAUUUUGUAGAAAUUUGUAACGAAGUAGUGAUAAAAACAGAUUCCAAAUUGUAUGAUCAAACAUGCCUUAAUUCUAUCACUGUUAUACGCUCA